AUGACUUAUGUAUAUUAUCUCUUUUUCCUUUUAAUAUGUAUCCUUCUAAAUAAACAAUGGAUCCUAUUAAAUAAAGCGGAAAGCAUAUUUGCAAACAACGAAUUAAAUAUAAGCAGAAUAUCUUCGUCUAAUAAUUUUUUAGAAUCAUCCUUAAAUGCAUUAACGUCUAACAAUCAUAUUUAUGAUGAUAUAAAAAAAAAAAUAUCUAAUAUAGACGUGAAUAAUAUACAUGAUGAAGUUGUGAAAAUAUUGAAGUUUGAAAAAUUAAAAAGUAUAAUAGAUAUAAGAACUACUAUUUUGAACUGCUUAAGUGAAUCGAUUUUACACAUGUUUAGAUCCCUACCUUCUAUUGUUGAAGAAGUUACAAAGUAUAACGAAUUUUGUUCAUCUCUCGAAAGGAAAUUUUCCUUUUUAAGUCAUAUAGAUGAUGAAUACAAAAUAAAAAUAGAAAGUUGUCGAGAAAAUACUACUGAUAAAAUUAUAGAAAAUUAUUUUUUUUUUCAUUUAAAUGACAUAAACACAAUUGUAGGAAUAUACAGAAAUAAACCUAAUAUAAUGUUUUUAAGGUUUAAUGAAAUAACACAUUGCUUAGAAGAGUUUUAUCAGAAAAUUACAAAUCCUUUUGAUGAACAUGUUAAACAUACAGAAUUAUUUAAAACAUUUAUGAAGACAUAUAAGAAACCACCAAAAUCUAAUUAUGUUGAUUAUUUGAAAGCAUUUCUUGAUAGUUUUAAUCCCAAUAUAGAAAGAGAGAAAAUCCUUUUUUUUUUCGACGAAUUGUAUUAUUAUUACUCAGUAAACCAUACGUACAUUGCGUGUUUUUAUCUCUUCUAA
This is a messenger RNA of Plasmodium falciparum 3D7, 834 nucleotides long. RefSeq lists its product as uncharacterized. The record is from RefSeq and is a predicted model, not a curated record. The coding region runs from base 1 to 834 and encodes 277 amino acids. The transcript has 2 exons. NCBI's taxonomy places the organism in Eukaryota, Apicomplexa, Aconoidasida, Haemosporida, Plasmodiidae.